AUGACCGAGGAACUCAAUCGCCUCAUGCAUGAGGUGGAACGCGUCGUGACAGCCCCAUACGUGCCCUCCCUCCAGGAUCUGUAUAGCUUCAUCCAGGCCAGCUCUCCUUCAACAAUCCAAUUAUGGGCUCUUCAUAAGCCCUGCCAGGUGGGCCUGUUGGCCGAGAUGUUGGUGGAGAGUCUGUCUCGAUCGCGGGUCGCGCUCCCACUGCUCACAGCUUUUGCACGUAUCACAAGUUUUAGAGAUGUGUUGCUGGAUCGUCAGCCAAUUCUCCUGGAUGCUUUCCUCGAGCAAGCCCUCGUUGCCGGAGAAUCUGAGUAUGAUCCAGCAUGCAUUGCAUUGCUCUCUUCACCACUUCCGCAAGGCUUCGCACCCCCAGCUCGUCUCGCCGGUUUCAUCACGAAGCUGGUGUCAUCGAUGGCGGCUAAUCCCGGAGCUGAGACAAUAGCACCCUUAUUUACCCUAAUGACCGGGCUUCAAGGAUCGCCGAACUUCCUCAACGACGUACCCACAGAAGUCAUGUCGAAUCUGCAGCUGGAGUUUACUAAAACGCUGCGCAACCUCGACGACCAUAUGGGUAACCUCUUGGGCUUGGCAACUUUUGCACAGAUCUCAAUGACCCAGCGAAAGCAGCUCGACCAGCAUCCUGGAACAGGCACCCCAUCUUGGCUCCUCAACAUACAGCACUUCUUUGGCCCGAAGCGAGGCAUGAAGACAUUGGAUCUGGUUGUCUUGCGAGUCAUCCUGGCCUGCUCCUCGAACUGUAACAAUCUUACACCAGCCCAAGCUGCUGAAAGCAUUCGUCUUGCGAUAGGCAUUGCCAAGGCUGUUGAGCCAGAUCAGAAACAAUCCUGGAUUUUGAGCAACUCGUCCAAGAUUGCCAAGCUGUCUGAGAAGGUUUCUAGGGAGAAUCUAGAUAGGGAAAUACAGGUUAUGGGCGUCGUCUUUCUGCUUUCUCUCCAAAAUUUGGGGUCUUUGCCUACUCAUAUCGGUGAUCUUGGCCUCCGCCUCCUUGUCUCCAAGGACAGUAGGGCAAUCUUGGGAACCAUGUCUCCAGAGCUUGUUUCGCAUAUGACACAGUCGUUGGGGGGCUAUGAUGAAUCUGUCGUAUACGAGCUUAUGCAGUUCACCGUUGAUGCCUUAAGAGAAGACAGUGCUGGACGAGAUUCUAUGUUCAAUCUCCAUGUGUCAGAUCUCCUUAUCUCAGGAUUUCAGGCCAAUCUGUCCCAACAUAUAAUUACAUCUUUGUUGAAGUCAACUUCUACCAAACAGACCAUCGCUGGUCUUUUCGGAAAGUUUCCAGCGGCGCCUGCUCAAUUACAAUGUCACGGUUCGCAGAUCUGCCACUGUGCGUACAGCUCCUUGCAGAACAGGAUCUUGCUCAACCUGUUCAAUGUUUACUUCACUGCAGCUCUGUCACUUAGUGGUGAUACCACUGACAUUCUUAUCAUGAAGUCCUUCGUGGAACGGGCCGAAAAGUCACUUAGCCAUUUCAAUUGUACUUUCACGCAAACUGACUACAGUGCUUACCGCAGUUCGCUGUAUCUACGUAACAGGCAGGAGUUCACUUCGAAACGCCAGCCGACUCGAGAUUGGCGCGCGGCGAUCACCGAACUGCAUGUGCAAAAUGCGGAGACAUCUCACAAUGCCAUUAUGAAGAAGGUUGAUGACAUUUGCUUUGAUCUUGAACGUCGUUGUUACGAUAUCGAAGGCCCUGUGCGGUCCGCUGAGGAAGAGCGGGACAGACAAAAGUGUGAGGCUCUGCAAUUGAAACAGCAAAACGAGGACUUGGCCCGGCAGUUGGACCUUUCAACACAAACAAUUUCCACACUUCAGCAGGAUCUUGCCAGGCUUGAAGAGCAUGCUGGGAUUGCCACUAGUCGUGCCGAGGAGCUGUCGGAGGCGCUUGAGUUGGCUCGACAAGAACUACGUGACCAACAGCUCCAUUCAGACGAUGCAGUCCGAGCGGAGCAAGAAAGAGCUCGAGGCAGAGAACUAGAGUUGAUUGCAACGUCUACCGAGAAGGAUGAUCAGCUAGAGGAGCUACAAGAAUCACUCCGUCAGCUGGAGUCCCAGAAGAAACACCUUGAGCAGGUAGUUCAGGCAUCCUCCCAUGAGAGGGCCACCUCCGCCGAGACGACCGCAGAAUUGAGGCACGAAAUUACUGAAGUUCAGGCUCUAUUACAAGCAAGCAAGGCGCUCUAUUGCCAAAAAGAAGAUGAAUUCAAACGCCUUAUGGCGGAGAAUAAUGGUCUCCAGACGGAGCUUGGCUCUGUUCAAGCAAGGAUGGAAGUUCAAGCUCAAGAAACUGAACGACUCUACUCGUCGUUACGAGAAGCAGAAGAAAAAGCAAAAUAUGAGAUACUAGCUCUUACUCGCAACAAGGAAGCAGAGCUUGCCAAUCUUACCUCUGAAAUAACCAAGCAAAAGGAAGAAAACGGUCUUCUGCAGAAAGCCAUGCAGACAGCUGGAAGUGAAGUUUCCAAGGAAAUACAGUCCAAAGAAAAGCGCAUUCAUCAGUUGGAGAAAAAGAUCCAAUCUCUUCGCGAUGAGAGAGCGACCAAAGCUAGAGAGUUUUCAGAGGCGCAGCAACAUAUUGGCCGCCUUAUGAAUGUUAUGGGCUUCUCCGCAAAGCCAAAUGACAAAAGCUCAACCAAAUCGCAACGGAGCAGAGACGCUGAUAUUGUCCCGACUCCUAGUCGGCAACAAUCAGCCAAAUACGACGACGAUGACGACGACGAUGACGAUAUACAACUCGCAGAAUCUUUCGAAUCUCUGGCAUCCAACUUACAAGGUCCUACUCCAAAACGGCCCAAAGGCAAUGGGUGCUCGACCCACCCUUUGCAAGCACCCCCUCCCAAGACCCCCGCAGCUGGCAGCUCGGUGGUCAAUUCAAAUCUCGCCAAAAUAGGUACCAGAAAGCCUUUGAUUGAAGUGGGUACUAAUAGUCCUGUCAAAUCACAAGUCAGUCUGGGGUCUAAGGGGAGCCAAUACGAGGCGGCUUCGGCUGGCAACAUAGGCGAGAAUCGACUGCAGGAUCUGGACUUGGACAUGGAUCUGGAGUUCUCAAAGGACUCCUUUUGCACAAGCACGGCAUUCUCUGCUUCUAAUCACUAG
Molecule: messenger RNA, 3117 nt
Organism: Penicillium daleae
Lineage: Eukaryota; Fungi; Ascomycota; Eurotiomycetes; Eurotiales; Aspergillaceae
Exons: 9
Coding region: 1-3117 (1038 amino acids)
Source: RefSeq, a predicted model, not a curated record